ACCGUCUCAUAGAAACUCUUCACCACUCUCAGAAGCGCUUCAGACGCGCACUUUCCGUAGACCACAUUGUUUCGUAGGAAGUUAUUGAACGCCUCCAACUUUGGUUUCGCAAACUUCAUUUAAAUUUGAUUGCUUUAUACUGGAUUCAGCUCACUAACUUUAUGCCGGUCGGCCAAGGAUUGUUUGUUUUACGACAGUUUAGCGCAGGUACAAUGACCGCGUUCUGCAGCAAACCGACUGAUUAAAGGGGUGAGAUCAGUUUUCUUCAGGGUUGCAGUGUUUGUACUGUGACCUGUUACUUUGGACACACGUAGUGAAGAGGACACAAACACUUUAACACCAUGGAUAUCGGCAAUGAUGUGGAUCUGUCCAAUAAAAACAUCACCCCGUUGUGGAAGCGCCGUACAGACAAUUGCAGAAAUCCUCAGGACCCGAGCAAACCCAAACCUCGACCCCUGAGUUACCACAUAAAUGGGGUCAUGACUACAGACCUCCCUGUGGAGGGCAAUACGUCUUCCUUCACCUUGAGCCAGCCUGCAGAGAAACUGGUGGUCGCUCCCCCAUGCUGGGGUAAGAACACUGUGGUGUUGAAGCACGUUCUCAACAAACCCUCCAGGAAAUCCAGAGUUGUUCGCAGCAUCAGCAUCGGACACUUCUCCAACGGACUCUUCUCAUUGUCCAGAUUUAGGUCUGAGGAUAGCAGAUCUGCUUCAUUGGACAAUAGAGUGUAUAAUGGAGGCUUCGACAGGGUGGACACCAGUAAUGGACGGACAGUGUGGCCUGAAAAGCUUCUUCAAGAUGCCCAGAAACGUACAUCCAGUCCAUUCAGUCUCAGCUCAGAGAAAGACCAAAUAGCAUUUGGGACAAGUUCACCUUCACCUCAAGCUGUUUCUCUUAACCCUUCCUCUCCUGUCUUGUCUCCACGCACUCCUGACAACAACAAUUAUGCCCACCAUGAACUCUCCUUCCUUUCAUCUGCAUCCAGCCCCUCUCCUCCAGCCCAGCGCACCCCCACCCCUUCCCACAGCUCCACCUCCAGCAUCCCCUCCCUCUCAUCCCUCACCUCCUCAGACCCCCCAACCCCACGCUCCACUUCACCAGCAGACAGAGGACAGGCACCCCUCAGACAGUCCUCAUCAUCGCCUGCCUCCUCACGGGUCUCCCGGCAUACCUCUUCCUCUUCUUCCAUCUCCUCCACCUCACUCUCUCCUUCACUUUCCCCAUCUAUCUCUCCCUCUCCCUCCAUCGUCCUCAGCACCCACAGCCCUGCUGCCCUAAAGAUGGGCACCCAGCAGCUCAUUCCCAAAGGUUUAGCAUCAGACAUUCGGCAGAACAGGGUGCCUUCUUCUGGGCCACACGGCCAAGGUUUGGCAGGUCUGCUGGGGUUGGAUCAUUCAAAGAGAGCGUUGAAAGCCCGCAGCAUGGUGGAAACAGGAUCCUACUUUUCUACAGGAGGUGGCCUCACCGAUGGGACAGAUGUGGAAAAUGAGAGCCCAGGGGCCCUGAGAAGAGGCCUGAGGAGUACGUCCUAUAGGAGGGCUGUUGUGAGUGGAGUAGACUUAGAGGUCCCAUCAGUAGAUCCAAAAGCCCAUCGAUUGUCGCAGCCUGUCAUCAAAGGGCUAGAUGGAGAUAAAACAGAUUCACCAGUCAGCCCAGAAAGUCCUGGAAGUAUAAGCCUCCCUAGCCCUGGAACAGUCAAGUCUGCAAGCCCGAGAACACCCAAACUUGCCAGCCCCAGGAUUUCGAAGCCGAGCAGCCCAGGGACAGAAAAGUCUACCAGCACUGAGAAAAUCAAGAGUCCAAAUAAGAAGAAAUUUUUGACCAGUCAGCGGACCUUUGACAGUGAGGAGGAGGAGCUUUAUCAGAACUACCAGGAGAAGGCCUUACAUAAUGACUCGGACGAGGAUGCCGAUUCCAGAGAACCCAAACCCGAUAAUGGCAUUGUGGUGCAGUACAGACCUAUACGCACAUCUUGGAGCCAGCUCAGUGUGGUAAAGAAAAGCGGUCUGUCUGAGCGGAUGAGUCAGGAAGACCGCAAAAGACAAGAGGCCAUUUUUGAGGUGAUCUCGUCAGAACACUCUUACCUGCACAGUCUUGAGAUCCUGAUUCGCAUGUUCAAGAACUCUGCAGAGCUCAGCGAGGCCAUGACCAAGACUGAGCACCACCACCUCUUCUCAAACAUCACCGACGUCUGUGAGGCUAGCAAAAAGUUCUUUAAGGAAUUGGAGGAAAGACAUCAGCAGAGCAUUGUGAUCGAUGACAUCAGCGACAUUGUUUGCAAGCAUGCUGAGUCUAACUUUGACCCUUACAUCACAUACUGUUCCAAUGAGGUCUACCAGCAGAGAACCCUGCAGAGGCUGGUGUCCAAGAAUCCAGUUUUUAAGGAGGUGUUGACCAGGAUAGAGGGCCACCCAGACUGCAGGAACCUCCCCAUGAUCUCUUUCCUCAUUCUGCCCAUGCAGAGGAUCACCCGCCUGCCUCUGCUCAUGGAUACAAUUUGUCAGAAGACACCUAAAGACUCGGCAAAAUAUGAAGAGUGUAAGAAGGCUUUACAAGGAAUGAGCAAGGUGGUAAGAAAGUGUAAUGAAGGAGCUCGCACAAUGGAGCGAACAGAAAUGAUGUACACCAUCAACUCUCAACUGGAGUUCAAGAUCAAGCCUUUCCCACUGGUCUCAUCCUCCAGGUGGAUGGUAAAGAGAGGAGAGCUGACUGCGUUUGUGGAGGACAACGGCAUCUUCAUCAAACGGAUAUCGCGGCAACAGGUCUACUUCUUGCUCUUCAAUGAUGUCUUCAUUGUCACGAGGAAGAAGAGCGAGGAGAGUUACACCGUGAUAGACUACGCUCUCAGAGACCAGAUCUGGGUGGACCCCUGCCAACCCGAGGAUCUCAACCUGUCACCCGUCAGAAGCCCCGGCAGCAUGCUGAGCUCACGGCAAGCUGGCGCCAACCAUCUUUUCAGUCUGUGUUUCCGUAGCAACCACUCUGGGGAAAAGGUGCCCAUGAUCCUGGGGACAGAGUUGCUGAAUGAGCGUGCUCGCUGGAUCAGUGCUCUGGGCCAGAAUGUCAACAAGAAGAAGGACAGAACAAACGCCAUGCAGGUGGAGGUGACCAGAACUUACACAGCCAAGCAGCCAGACGAGUUGUCUCUGCAGGUAGCUGACGUGGUGCUGGUCUCGCAGACAGUAGAGGACGGCUGGUAUGAAGGUGAGAGACUACGAGAUGGAGAGAGCGGCUGGUUCCUCGCCGAGUGUGCCCAACCGAUCACGUGCCAGGCCACCAUCGAGCGCAACAUGCAGAGGAUGAACCGCCUGCAGGGCCUGGAGACUAAUGUGUGAGCAGGAUGAACUGCAAGCUUAAACCACAGACGGCUUUUCUCAGCUGCUGAGGAGACCCUUUGACGCAGCAGUGACCCAGACCUGUGAGUUCAGUAACAGUGGGAUAAACGUGAAGACUUCUGCUCAGCGUCCACUAAAUAUCAGGCAUACUGUCUGAAUUUCACAGUGGAAGAACUGAAAUUUUCUUAAUUACCGAUUGGUCUCCCCGUGGGUGGGAUGGCAUGACAGUGGGAUCUGUCACAUUCAUUAAUCCCUGGUUGGGUAAAAAAAACUGAACACCCACUGCCAAGAGCCACAGCUUCGGCACCUUGCUACAGAACAACCGCUGGUGUGAAAUUUGUACAUUUUUUAAAUUUUUUUCCAAACCUAUUUUUUGAGAGUAAUUGACGUGCAGUGUAAUAACUGAGACCACAGGAGCAUUAUAGGAAGUGAGACAGACGCAGCCUGAUGUGCGCUCAGUUAAUGAGGCUCAGGCCAUGUGAUUAAGAGCUUCCCCAGUGACAGGGUAACUACGAAGAUGCUGAUGGUGAAAGUGAUAACAAGGCAAGAGAGGGGAUUUGGCAGCUUCGCUACAGCGCGUGGGUUGGUGCGGUUGCUCGUAUGAGUAGCAUCUGAAGGCAAGUGAAACUAUUACAAUGAUAUUUACAUGAAAAUGCAAUAAGGAAAAACAAUGAAUGUUUGUCUGAAGCCUGUAGCACUUUGUGUAAUUAGAAUAAGUCCUAAUUAAUUGUUUGAUAUAAAGAAUUACAGUCUGGAA
This is a messenger RNA of Scatophagus argus, 4092 nucleotides long. RefSeq names its product rho guanine nucleotide exchange factor 26-like. The record is from RefSeq and is a predicted model, not a curated record. The transcript is spliced from 15 exons. Gene Ontology annotation, biological process: activation of GTPase activity. The coding region runs from base 342 to 3335 and encodes 997 amino acids. Lineage: Eukaryota; Metazoa; Chordata; Actinopteri; Scatophagidae. Gene Ontology annotation, molecular function: guanyl-nucleotide exchange factor activity; protein binding.